This is a messenger RNA of Lineus longissimus, 1823 nucleotides long. Its product is annotated as E3 ubiquitin-protein ligase rnf146-like. The record is from RefSeq and is a predicted model, not a curated record. The coding region runs from base 92 to 988 and encodes 298 amino acids. Gene Ontology annotation, cellular component: nucleus; cytoplasm. Gene Ontology annotation, biological process: Wnt signaling pathway; ubiquitin-dependent protein catabolic process. NCBI's taxonomy places the organism in Eukaryota, Metazoa, Nemertea, Pilidiophora, Heteronemertea, Lineidae. The transcript has 2 exons. Gene Ontology annotation, molecular function: zinc ion binding; poly-ADP-D-ribose binding; ubiquitin protein ligase activity.
AAAAGUCUGCACCUAAACAAUCCAAUUUUUCACCGAUGAUUGCCAAUAAACCUUUAUUUUGCGCCCUGUCAGGAAGGUGAUUGUUGUCACCAUGGCGCAGGACCAAGCUACAGGGUUUAGUGACACUGCUAAUCUCACUGAAUCUGAAAGGAAAAGAAGAGAUGAUGUCCCUGAGUGCCCUGUCUGCCUCCAAGUCUGUAUUCAUCCAGUCGAGUUACCAUGUAACCAUAUAUUCUGUUUCCUCUGCAUCAAAGGGGUGGCCAAUCGAAGCAAACGAUGUGCUCUCUGUCGCCAUGAGAUACCUGUGGACUAUCUGAACAACCCUGUACUUUUAAAAGCUGAGGACCUGAAGAAGGAUAUUAAAGUUGACCAUGGAGGGUAUCAGUGGUUUUAUGAGGGGCGGAAUGGGUGGUGGCAGUAUGAUGAACGCACGACCAUAGAAUUGGAGGAAAAGUUCAGUAAGGGAGAGAAAAUGUUUGAGUUGCUGAUUGCUGGCUUUCUCUAUGUGAUUGAUAUUGACAAUAUGAUUCAAGUAAGGCGCAAUGAUCCCUACAGGAGGAGGCGGAUAAAACGUGAUCUCUCAAACAUUGAGAGAAAAGGUGUGGCUGGAUUAAAGAUAAUUCCACCAGAAGAGCGGGAAGGUGCUUAUGGUGAAGAGGGUGGGAAGAGUCCCCCUGCCACUGGUGGAAGCACAACUAGUGUUCAAGGACAGAGCUCUCAAGGACACAACUCACAGAAAAGCCCUGCAAGGACACCUGAUGCUACACUUGUGUCGCAGGCCCCAAGAAACAUGCUGCCUGGCAGUGAGGCAUCAACGCCAGAGUUAGACCGUGAUCUCAGCCUGCAGAUGGAUAACUUGAAUCUGGUUAUGUCUCUAGAUUCAACGAGGAGCACGGAUCUCGAUAGGAGCACGGAUCUCGAUAGGAGCACAGACCUUGAGGGGUCUUUUGGAGAACCUCUGGCCUCUGAUAGAAACAAAUCUGAUUAGGUUUGUGCGGACAAAUUCAGUUGAUGUCAUUAUUAUGAAAUGUUCCCCAAUAUGAAGGGCUUAUCUGUAUAAGUAUUUGAAAUGUUUCCGUUGAUGAAAAUGGUGCAAGAAUGUGAUUUCAAGACUUCGGUCAGUGCGCAGAUUAUUAUAAAUACAUUAAGGAGAAUUCAAAGAAGAUAGUUUAUAUACAAAACUUUGGCUAAUAGUAGUAGAAUUGGUACAGGAAGCUUGUGAUCAUUGUUAAAGAGAAUGUGAAGUCUCAAAAUGGAAUGGCUGCAUGAAAUUAUAUACUUCACCUACAUGCACUCACACAAUCUGCUCCAAGUCUUGUUGAACUUGAAACGAUCUGUAGUCAAUUUCACUCCUUCCACAUUGUAUUGCACGUGCAGCUCAGAUGUACUUUUGUACAGUGCAGAAUAUAUUCUUUAGCGCUGCCAAGGUUUCUUUUCAGCUUCUGUAGCACUAGCAGGUACAUGUAUGUCUGUGUACAAGGUAUGCAGUCAGCAGAGUUGGCCAUGAUGAGGUCCAAAAUACUAAAGUAUUUAGAGGUCUUGAGUUCUGUCCCCGGAGCUGAGCUCCCAAUAAGCAGGCAUUUCCAAGUAGAAUUACAUGGUACCCGGUACUAUGAUAGUGUAAAGGAUUAUCAAUUAGAUUACUUUCUAGCAACUUGCCAGAAUUGCUCAGCCUGUAUAUAAUAUUAAAUGGGAUUGUGAUUUCUGUUCACAUUUGUAAUGUAAAAUGUACUACAUGUAGUGUUCAUAAAAUUCAUGAUGUAAUUUCUUGAAAUGGCUGUGAAGAAAUUACACUGUAGUGUAAAUAAAAGCUCUCUCCAAAA